This is a messenger RNA of Gossypium arboreum, 1164 nucleotides long. RefSeq names its product transcription factor MYB44-like. The record is from RefSeq and is a predicted model, not a curated record. Lineage: Eukaryota; Viridiplantae; Streptophyta; Magnoliopsida; Malvales; Malvaceae. The transcript has a single exon. Gene Ontology annotation, molecular function: RNA polymerase II cis-regulatory region sequence-specific DNA binding; DNA-binding transcription factor activity, RNA polymerase II-specific. Gene Ontology annotation, biological process: regulation of DNA-templated transcription. Gene Ontology annotation, cellular component: nucleus. Bases 105 to 971 code for a protein of 288 amino acids.
UAUAAUGCCCCCUUUUCACCUUAAACAAAAGAGGGGCGCCGCCUCCACCACCGUCGUAACAUUUCCUCCGCUAGCCUCUCCUAAAAACUAUCAGUCUCUUAUCAAUGGCUUGUACAAGGAAAGAUGUUGAUAGGAUUAAAGGUCCAUGGAGUCCAGAAGAAGAUGAGGCUUUAAAGCGUCUGGUUCAAACCUACGGUUCCAGGAACUGGUCUUUGGUAAGUAAAUCGAUACCGGGUCGAUCCGGAAAGUCUUGUAGGCUACGGUGGUGCAACCAGCUUUCCCCUGAGGUUGAACACCGACCCUUCACUCCCGAGGAAGACGAUACCAUAGUCCGAGCCCAUACUCGAUUCGGUAACAAAUGGGCUACCAUCGCUCGACUCCUUAAUGGUCGAACCGAUAACGCGAUUAAGAACCACUGGAACUCUACGCUCAAGCGAAAAUGCUCUUCGAUGACCGAUGAUUUGAACGACGAUUCACCUCAGCCGCUUAAAAGGUCAGCCAGUCUCAAUACUGGUAAUGGCGGAUCGGGUCUCUACUUGAACCCGAGUAGUCCUUCAGGAUCCGAUUUGAGUGAUUCGAGUUUGCCCGUUGCCUCACCGAUAACAAUAACGGGGUCUUUGGUGCCUUCAACUCAAACGGCAUCCUCGGCUACUGAUCCUCCUACUUUACUCACCCUCUCGUUACCCGGAUCGGAUACUAGUGAAACCACUGACUUAGGACCCGUAUCCCAACCCGGAUCCAACUCUUUCCCAAGUUCUACCUUGGUGGCAGAACCAGCAACUGUUCCGGCUCUGAAAUUGCAUAUGGAGAAGCAGUUUUUGAACGCUGAGUUAUUGGCAGUGAUGCAAGAGAUGAUAAGAAAAGAAGUACGGAAGUACAUGAGUGGGAGUGAAUCCAAUGGGCUUUGUUUUCGAACGGAGGCCAUUAGAAACGCCGUCGUUAAGCGUAUCGGGAUUAGUAAGAUCGAGUGAACAACAAAAAUCAGCAGGAAAAGAAGUGUUUAGCAUCCGUUUCUUAGCAUUUUAGUUUUUACCGUUCGUUUAGGUAUGUUUAGAGAUAAUAAUUUUGUUAGUGUACAGAGGGAUAAAUGUGGGGAAAUCAAGAACCCUAAAAUUGGAAAUUAAGGGAAAAGAAGAAAGGAAAAACUCUUUUUGUUUUGGAUCA